AAUUUAAAUGACACGUAGUCAAGCAUAUUAUAAGUGAAACUUAAUCAUGAUAAGCGACAAUAUGCUUCUAGAAGAAGUGUCCUAUAGUUAAGGAUUUCUGUUCUAUCAAGAUCCAUACAGUAAACAGCUCUUUUUCUCUUUCCCAUGUUGACCAAAUAUUAUUCAACAAGUACAAAGAGCGGAUGAAGCAGAUCAAAAUAAUUCAAUUCAAUCACACCUGACACGACAGACAAAACGCCGAAUUAUUCUUGGAAGGAAGAAAAGUUUAAUUUGACAGAACGUAUUUAAUUUACAACUAGUUAAAGAUUCAAGAAUGAAGCUUCUUGUGCUCAUAGUUAUGUUUAUGAAAAUCUUCGACAAAGGAAGAUCAGACAACGAAGUGAAUGAUUGCGAAAAUAUAAAAGAAGAGAUUUGCUCUCUCUGUCUACAAAUUCCAGAAUGCUCGUGGUGCACAUCUAAGAAUUACUCACAUGGCCGAUGUAACAAAGUGACAAAACAUAUAGAACAAGGAUGUCCAAAAAACCAGACCAUCAAUCCAAAACAAAGAGUUACAUUAGUGAAUGCAAGUGACACAACAGCAAGUCAAAUCUUUCCUAGGAAAGUAAAGAUAAAAGCGCGAGUUGGCGAGCCAGUGACAUUUAAAGUGAAUGUUCGAUCAAUUGAAAACUAUCCAGUUGACCUUUACUUUUUAUUGGAUUUAUCAAAUACGAUGAAAAAUGAUCUCGGAAAUCUCAGACUUCUGGCUGGAAACUUAACAAGGAAGUUAAAGGAACUUACAAAGAGACAUAGAUUGGGAUUUGGUUCAUUUGUUGACAAAGUCAUUCCACCAUUUGUAAAGCAAGAAUUAAUAAACAAAAGUUUUAAUCCAAGCGAACGUCCACCCUUCAACUACCGACAUGAACUCGAUUUCACGGAUCAGCAACAAUUAUUCCAGGAAACAAUAAACAAUCAAACAAAUUCCAGAAGUCAAGAUCUUCCUGAAGCGUCCCUUGACGCACUUAUGCAAGUUGCUGCUUGUGAAUCAGAGCUUGGAUGGAAUCCCGUGAACACAACACGACGUAUAGUCCUCUUAGCAACUGAUGCUCCAUUUCAUUUGGCUGGAGAAGGAAGGUUCGGAGGUAUUCCCAACCCUAAUGAUGGCAAAUGUCAUCUAACCAAGAAAAGAAAUGGUGUAAAAGAGUAUCAUGGUUUGCAUCAGGAUUAUCCGACAGUAAAUCAAGUUUAUAAAAAAUUACGGGAAUCCAGAAUUCAACCUAUAUUCGCUGUUUCACAGAGCGGCAAAAAGUACUUCAAGCAAUUAGCAGAGACAUGGAGAGAUCUUGGAGCUACGUAUGAAGAACUAAGCCUUGAUUCCAAUAAUAUCAUCGAGCUUGUUGAAAGAAGUUACAAGGGUAUCGUAUCAAGAGUAUUUAUAAAAACGGAGAAUACAGAAGAUAUUGAUGUACAAUUUAAAACGGACUGCGGCAACCGUAAAAUUGGAACCAACAUUUGCCAAGGAAUAGGUCUUGGAGAAACUGUAUCGUUUAAUGUGACGCUAACAGUCAAUUCUUGCUCAGCAAAGACUUCAAGUUUUAAGAUUCUAGCCAAUGCCUUUGGAGAAGUUAUGGUGGAUGUCGACACUAUUUGUAGCUGUGGAUGUGAAGACGAUUCGGAGUACAACUCCAGUUUAUGUUCUAACAAUGGAAAUUUGACAUGUGGACAUUGUAUGUGUGAUAAUGGAAUGUACGGCAGAAGAUGCCAUUGUGAUUCACGAAAGAGUAAUCCAAGUUUAACAAAUGUAUGCAAACGUACAAAUACGAGCAAAGUGGACUGUGAGGGACAUGGUGAAUGUGAUUGCAAUGAAUGCAAAUGUCAUUCAAUUGAGAAUACAGACUCGUAUUAUUAUGGAAAAUAUUGCCAGUGCAGCGAUUUCAACUGCCACAAAUACAAAGGGGAAAUAUGCGGAGGAAAAGAAAGAGGUUCAUGCAAAUGUGGUAAAUGUGAAUGCAAAAGAAGUUAUGUGGGAUACAACUGUGGUACAAUAGACUGUUCAAUAGAAAGUGAAAAAUGUUAUAACGGAAAGGAUGAAAAAUGCAGCGGUCAUGGCAAAUGUAAUUGUGGUAAAUGUGAUUGUGAGCCAUUUUACGAAGGUGAUCAUUGUGAACGUUGCCCGACUUGCACCUAUGAAUGCGCGGAUUUGAAGAAAUGUGUGAGAUGCGAAAUUUUUGGGGAAAAAUCGCAACACAGAAAAAUAUGCGAUGACUGCCCGCAAAUGACAAUUCUCCAAUCCAUUGAUCAACUGAAGGAAUUAAAAUAUCCUGUGAUAUGCCAGGUGAAAGAUAGUGAGGGCUGUAAAUACUAUUUUACUUAUGGCGAAAGGAAAGAAGAAAACGCAACAAAAAUGUUCGUGGUUUUAAAAAAAGAUUGUCCUGAAGAGCCAGAUCUUCUCGCCAUCAUAAUUGGUGUGAUGAGUGCUAUAGUUGCAAUUGGCAUUAUGCUUUUGUUGCUUUGGAAACUUUUAACAGUAAUGGUGGAUCGCAAGGAAUACAGAAGAUUUAAAGAAGAUCGAGCAAAAUCUAGAUGGCACACAGAAAAAAAUCCACUGUACUUGUCCCCAACUCAAACUGUCUAUAAUCCAACAUACGUCGGCGGUAGAAGGCAUAAACAAUACACGACGUUAACGUAAUCACGUGGUUAAAGUUGCUACCUUCAAUAGAAACUAGUGACGUCACGUGAUGGCAAAAAUAUGAUAAAUUAUCAUAGUUUUUUCUCGUAAUUAGUCAUAUGCAAAGAAAAUAUUUUGAUAUGUGCAUAUAUACACAAAUAAGUGAAAAUUACUGUAAAAAGAAGCUGGAAUUCAUACAAAUAGCAACUACUGUACACAUCACAGAUAUAUGGCAGCACUUUGGUCUUACAUGUUAAAAGAUGAGCUUUGGCUAUUUCUAGAUCAAAAAAGUAUAUAAGUAGUAUAUAAGUAUUUAUUAUUAAAUUAAAUUAGUUAAGCACUGUAAUGUUAGAAAUAUACAUAUAUAUAUAUAUAUAUAAUUGAAAAUAAAAUAAACCACGAAUUACUUCAUAGGAAUUUAUUCCCUGCAGAACUGUUUCGUAUGGCAGUUGUUUAACUUGCCACACUCGUCAAUUUUAUUUUCAAUUAUACCGCUCUGCCGUGGCAUUGAGCACU
Xenia sp. Carnegie-2017 is the source of this 3160-nucleotide messenger RNA. RefSeq names its product integrin beta-2-like. Lineage: Eukaryota; Metazoa; Cnidaria; Anthozoa; Malacalcyonacea; Xeniidae. Gene Ontology annotation, biological process: cell migration; integrin-mediated signaling pathway; cell-matrix adhesion. Gene Ontology annotation, cellular component: integrin complex; cell surface; focal adhesion. The transcript has 27 exons. The record is from RefSeq and is a predicted model, not a curated record. Gene Ontology annotation, molecular function: integrin binding. Bases 314 to 2665 code for a protein of 783 amino acids.